Messenger RNA from Ylistrum balloti, 2752 nucleotides. RefSeq names its product serine--tRNA ligase, mitochondrial-like. Bases 210 to 1673 code for a protein of 487 amino acids. Lineage: Eukaryota; Metazoa; Mollusca; Bivalvia; Pectinida; Pectinidae. Gene Ontology annotation, biological process: mitochondrial seryl-tRNA aminoacylation. Gene Ontology annotation, cellular component: mitochondrion. Gene Ontology annotation, molecular function: tRNA binding; ATP binding; serine-tRNA ligase activity. The record is from RefSeq and is a predicted model, not a curated record. The transcript is spliced from 16 exons.
UAAAAUAAACAGACAGGCAGAUAACUUGCAAGAAAUGUGUAGUACGGUGUAUACAUACACCAUUUAAGCCUGUCUGCAUUUUUUCUGCCAUUUAAUGUUUUACCAACUCUUUAAAACAGAUGUUUGCUACCUAUUUCACUUACACUUGUAGAUGUUAUGAUUGGUGUAUCUGUAUUAUCAGCCGACAGCUAUAGACAUUAGGCUUGAAGAUGUCGCUAUGUGUUCAGUUGUAUCGCUUUGGGCGACAGGCUUGGUGUAGAUCACACAUUCAAAGAAUCGUUGUGAACCAGUAUAGCCAGGUCAGAAGAUAUCAACACACUGUCCACAGCAAGACGUCGGAGUACGAGUCGUCACUGUUUGUCAGUGGAGUUCACCAGGAUGACACUCUGUUGCUGUCUCUAGACCUUGAUAUUGAGGCAAUGUUACAGGACUUAGAUUCCAAUAUACACGCCAGAAGACAUGCCAGUUGGAACAGUGAUAAUAUUCGUCAGUUUAAAGACAACUGCAAACGAUUUGUGGAGAUGAGAGCAAAGUUGAAAAACAUAGAGGAUGAUCAAAAGAACACAACUUUGGCUUUUAAAUCUAUUAAGGAGAAGGAGCAAAACUUGACUAUGACAAAAGAAAAAGCAGACCAAGAGAGAACACAUUUGAGGGAGAAGGGGAGACAAUUGAAAAAUCAGCACACCAGCAUCAUGGAUGAAUAUUUUACUUUGGAGCAAGCUGUCUUCAUCCGCGCUCUUCAGAUACCUAACCAUUUACAUAUCGACACGCCAACAGAAGAUGAAGUAAAAAUAUUGGACAAGUGUGGCUCUUCUGAAAAUGUCAAGGUGUCCAGUGAAAAAUUGAAAAAAAUACUGAAGAAAUGUGUAAAAUUUAGUAAUGUAGGUCAGAAGUCCUACUAUCUAAUGUCAGACGCAGCCCUUAAAGAACAGGAACUCAUUAUCAGACUGUCUUCAGAGCUAAAGAGUUCCGGGUUCACACACAUGGUGUGUCCUGAGAUCUUCAAGACUGUCCCUGUUGAAGGUUCUGGCAUUGUCCCUCCAGGCCCUGAGGAGAUCUAUAACUUAGAAAUACAAGACGUCAACAAAGAGAAAACACACAUCCUACCAUAUAAGGAAUACAUACGAGGAACAUCUGUGUUGUCUUUUUUAGCUUACUUUACUAGACAUGUUCUUACCUCUGAAGAUCUCCCAAAGAAAUUCUUCACUGUUGGAAGGUCGUAUGACACUGCGCAACAGAGUAACUCACUGCCAGGCUUGUACGGUGCCUCACAGAACAUAUGUGCAGAAGUUGCUGCUCUAUCCGGGAAUAUCACUCAGAAUGAGGCUAUGUACCAUGACCUGCAGGAAAUGUUGUGGAGUAGUCUCUCGAAUCUGGACAUUCCAGCCAGAAUGGUUCUAGUGCCUGCACACUCCUUACACUGUUCUGAGCGGAGGAGGACAGAGGUACAGUUUUGGUCACCAAAUCUUCAGCAAUAUAUACAGGUGGGGUCACUAUCAUGCUAUGGAGAUUAUUUCAGCAGACGUCUCAUGUACAGACAGAAUGCUAAGCCUUUAAAGGAGCCGGUGUCAGAGUCUAGCCUCGUCUACACAAUACAUGGCAGAUGGACCAACAUUACUAGACUGGUGGCUCUGCAUCUUGAGUACAGUUGUCAACCCAUUGGGGCUGUAUAAUACCGGACGGGAGGCACCACAACAUAUAUUAUCUAAGCAAACUCAUCUUUAGCUUCUUGUUCUACAUAUACCAAGAUGAGGGAAAUCCAUGUACAACAGGAAAUGAUGAGAAAAUUUAUCUGUACAGAUAGGAGAGAAAGAUUCACCUGUAUAGAAAGGAGAGUGUGUGGCAGAUAUACCUGUACAGAAAGGAGAGUAUGAGGUAGUUACACCUGUACAGACAGGAGACUGAUAGGAAGAUAUACCUGAACAGAAAGGAGAGUGAGAAGAAGAUACACCUGUACAGACAGGAAGGUGAGAAGAUACACCUGUACAGACAGGAGAGUGAGAAGAUACACCAGUACAGACAGGAGAGUGAGAAGAAGAUACACCUGUACAGACAGGAGAGCGAGAAGAAGAUACACCUGUACAAACAGGAGACUGAUAGGAAGAUACACCUGUACAGACAGGAGGGUGAUAGGAAGAUACACUGUACAGACAGGAGGGUGAGAGGAAGAUACACCUGUACAGACAGGAGACUGAUAGGAAGAUACACCUGUACAGACAGGAGGGUGAUAGGAAGAUACACCUGUACAGACAGGAGGGUGAGAGGAAGAUACACCUGUACAGACAGGAGAAUGAUAGGAAGAUACACCUGUACAGACAGGAGGGUGAUAAGAAGGUACAGCUGUACAGACAGGAGAGUGAUAGGAAGAUACACCUGUACAGACAAGAGAGUGAGAAGAAGAUAAACCUGUAGAGACAGGAGGGUGAGAAGAAGAUACACCUGUACAGACAGGAGGGUGAUAGAAAGAUACACUGUACAUACAGGAGAGUUAGAGGAAGAUACACCUGUACAGACAGGAGGGUGAUCGGAAGAUACACCAGCACAGACAGGUGGGUGUGAGGUAGAUACACCUGUACAGUCAGAAGAAUGUCCUUGAAAUGAAUUGUGUUGUUUAUACUGGUAUUCAAUACUGUAGAGUUUGACAAGUUUUUGUAUGUCUUGGAUGUUAAACAUAUUAAUAUGUUAAAGAGUUAAAAACUCUUGUGUGUGUGAAGUGUGAAUGUAACAUAUAAUACAUUCUUCCACACAUGUU